AUGAACAAUGAUCUUGAAGACGUCAAAUAUCAGAUAAGUAAGGGAGCCGAGGUAAAUGGAGGAAGUAGCUUUUUUGAAGGUUGGACUGCAUUACAUAUUGCUGCUAAAAAUGGUAAAAUUGAAGUCAUGAAGUAUAUGAUUAGUCAAGGAGCUGAGGUAAAUAGAGAAGAUAAUAACGCUCGGACUGCAUUACACAGCGCUGUACAGAAUGAUCAACUCGAAGUAACGAAGUAUCUGAUCAGUGAAGGAGCUGAGGUUAAUAAAGGGGAUAAAGAUGGUUGGACUGCAUUACACAGUGCUGCUAGCAGUGGUCAUGUUGAUGUUACCAAGUAUCUGAUCAGUGAAGGAGCUGAGGUUAAUAAAGGGGAUAAAGAUGGUUCGACUGCAUUACAUAGUGCUGCUGUCAAUGGUCAUAUUGAUGUUACCAAGUAUCUGAUCAGUGAAGGAGCUGAGGUUAAUAAAGGGGAUAACGAUGGUUGGACUGCAUUACACUGUGCUGCUAGCACUGGUCAUGUUGAUGUUACUAAAUAUCUGAUCAGUCAAGGAGCUGAGGUUAAUAAGGGAAGAGAUGAUGGCUCGACUGCAUUACACAUUGCUGCUAGCAGUGGUCGUAAUGACGUCACCAAAUAUCUGAUCAGUGAAGGAGCUGAUGUUAAUAAAGGGGGUAGAUAUGCUUGGACUGCAUUACACUGUGCUGCUAGCACUGGUCAUGUUGAUGUUACCAAGUAUCUGAUCAGUGAAGGAGCUGAGGUUAAUAAAAGGGCUGACGAUGGUUGGACUGCAUUACACUUCGCUGCUUUCAAAGGUUAUAUUGACGUCACUAAGUUUCUGAUAAGUCAAGAAGCUGAGGUCAACAAAAUAAAUGAUACAGGUCUCACUGCAUUAUGCACUGCUGCUCUGAAAGAUCAUAUUGACGUCAUAAAAUAUCUGAUCAGUCAAGGAGCUGAGGUUAAUAAGGGAGAUAAUGAUGGUUGGACUGCAUUACACAAUGCUGCUUACAGUGGUCAUGUUGACGUCAUCAAGUAUCUGAUCAGUCAAGGAGCUGAGGUUAAUAAGGGAAGAGAUGUUGGUCGGACUGCAUUACACAGUGCUGCUUACAAUGGUCAUGUUGACGUCAUCAAAUAUCUGAUCAGUCAAGGUGCUAAGGUUAAUAAGGGAGCUAAUGAUGGUAAGACUGCAUUGUACAAUGCUGCUUACAAUGGUCAUGUUGACGUCAUCAAGUAUCUGAUCAGUCAAGGAGCUGAGGUUAAUAAGGGAGAUAAUAAUGGUUGGACUGCAUUACACAAUGCUGCUUACAAUGGUCAUGUUGACGUCAUCAAAUAUCUGAUCAGUCAAGGAGCUGAGGUAAAUAAGGGAGAUAAUAAUGGUCGGACUGCAUUACACUGUGCUACUUACAAUGGUCAUGUUGACGUCAUCAAAUAUCUGAUCAGUCAAGGAGCUCAGGUUAAUAAGGGAUAUAAUAAUGGUUGGACUGCAUUACACAGUGCUGCUGACUAUGGUCAUGUUGACGUCAUCAAAUAUCUGAUCAGUCAAGGUGCUGAGGUUAAUAAGGGAACUAAUGAUGGUCAGACUGCAUUGUACAAUGCUGCUUACAAUUGUCAUGUUGAUGUCAUCAAGUAUCUGAUAAGUCAAGGAGCUGAGGUUAAUAAGGGAGAUAAUAAUGGUCGGACUGCAUUACGCAGUGCUGCUGGCAAUGGUCAUGUUGACGUCAUCAAAUAUCUGAUCAGUCAAGGUGCUGAGGUUAAUAAGGGAGAUAAUAAUGGUCGGACUGCAUUACGCAGUGCUGCUGGCAAUGGUCAUGUUGACGUCAUCAAAUAUCUGAUCAGUCAAGGUGCUGAGGUUAAUAAGGGAGAUAAUGAUGGUUGGACUGCAUUACACUGUGCUGCUAACAAUGGUCAUGUUGACGUCAUCAAAUAUCUGAUCAGUCAAGGAGCUGAGGUAAAUAAGGGUAGAGAUGAUGGUCGGACUGCAUUACACUGUGCUGCUUACAAUGGUCAUGUUGACGUCAUCAAAUAUCUGAUCAGUCAAGGAGCUCAGGUUAAUAAGGAGGAUAAUAAUGGUCGGACUGCAUUACGCAGUGCUGCUGGCAAUGGUCAUGUUGACGUCAUCAAAUAUCUGAUCAGUCAAGGAGCUCAGGUUAAUAAGGAGGAUAAUAAUGGUCGGACUGCAUUACGCAGUGCUGCUGGCAAUGGUCAUGUUGACGUCAUCAAGUAUCUGAUCAGUCAAGGAGCAGAGGUUAAUAAGGGAGAUAGUAAUGGUUGGACUGCAUUACACAGUGCUGCUGACAAUGGUCAUGUUGACGUCAUCAAGUAUCUGAUCAGUCAAGGAGCUGAGGUUAAUAAGGGAGCUAAUGAUGGUCAGACUGCAUUGUACAAUGCUGCUUACAAUGGUCAUGUUGACGUCAUCAAGUAUCUGAUCAGUCAAGGAGCUGAGGUUAAUAAGGAGGAUAAUGAGGGAAUUACAGCAUUACACAGAGCUGUUGACAAAGGUCUUAUUAACGUCAUCAAAUAUCUGAUCAGUCACGGAGCUGAGGUUAAUAAAGGUGAUAAUGAUGGUCGGACUGUAUCACACACCGCUGUACAGAAUGGUCAUCUUGAUAUCACUAAAUACCUGAUUAGCAAAGGAGCUGAGGUGAAUAAAGGAGAUGGUACUGGUUCGACUGCAUUACACAUUGCGGUUAUGCAUGGUCAUCUUGAUAUCACCGACUAUCUGCUCAGCGAUGGAGCUGAGGUGAAUAAGGCAACACGAGACAAGUUGAAUACCAAGAUAUCCAACGAGUACUACAAUGGCGGGUUAUCUCCUAAUGAGUCCUUGGUGUUUUAUCUCAUUGAGAAUGGCGCCAAGCUAGAUGUAAAGGACGACACAGGCAACCUACCGAUCCACUAUGCCAAGGAUGAACUAGUCAGGCAGAUGAUAUUGUCAAGGUUAUCUUCAUUGGAUGAGGUAAAAUCUACAAGAGAACUCACUAAUAGGCCAUUCACCUCUCCCGAGGUUUCUGCAGAAGUAAAAACUAAUACCAGUCAGGAAAUCAAACUACAAGACCAUGGGAUAUCGAUAUACAUUCCUCCUGGAGCAGUUCCACAUGAUGACUCUUGUCAGAUCACACUGGCCGUCAUGAGAGACAAUCCCGGUGUUGACAUCCCAGUAAGUGAAUCAAUGGCCUGCUGUGGGAUCAGGUGUGACCCUCCAACCGUGAUCUUCAACCAACCUGUUAAAAUAACUAUACCACACUCUAUCUUUGUCAUCAAUCCACAGCAGGUGAAACCAGACAUCGUGUACCGCGUAUGGGAUUCUGUGAGGGACCUACCCAAAACUGUCAGAAUGAGGUCAUCCAGUUCACCAGACCAACCACCGUACUCUAAAGUUUAUAAGAGUCAUCUUGAGCUGUACAUUGGUCACUGUGCUGAGUGGUGGGUUCUGAUUCCUCUUAAACAACAUGUGAUCCGACAUCGACUUCUAUGCACUCCAUACAUCCCAGACAGUAUACACAGGGGGCAAGACUUUGAGGUUAGCCUUCAUGUGCAUGCCGACAUUCCUGGCAUUGAAAUGGACAUACAAAAGGAGAAUAUGCAGCAGUCAUUCCGUAAAGGGCAUCGCUCUGUUCCAUUCAGCGUUGAAGCGAAUUCUAAUGACGUCAUAUUGACUUGCUAUCAUGAGGAGGAACAAAUUGGAAGAGAGGUCCUUCCUUCCAAGGACAUUCGAACCAAGAUGAGUCAGAAUGUAAUGUUUGCCAUUUCUCCUCAAGGGGAUGAUGAAGACUUUACAAGAAUUGCCAUCACGAUUACACAGGCGGGAAAGCUCGAAGUGUCACAAUCCAUUGUUUUCGUCAUCAGAUACACAGGUAUUUUUAUCAUCAACCUUAACUCGAGUGAUAGGUUUGCACAGCAGACUAUACGGCCACCGUCAUUAGAGCAAACGUGA
Molecule: messenger RNA, 3921 nt
Organism: Lytechinus pictus (painted urchin)
Lineage: Eukaryota; Metazoa; Echinodermata; Echinoidea; Temnopleuroida; Toxopneustidae
Product: serine/threonine-protein phosphatase 6 regulatory ankyrin repeat subunit B-like
Exons: 8
Coding region: 1-3921 (1306 amino acids)
Biological process (GO): RNA processing
Molecular function (GO): protein binding; RNA nuclease activity; RNA binding
Source: RefSeq, a predicted model, not a curated record